Molecule: messenger RNA, 964 nt
Organism: Punica granatum (pomegranate)
Lineage: Eukaryota; Viridiplantae; Streptophyta; Magnoliopsida; Myrtales; Lythraceae
Source: RefSeq, a predicted model, not a curated record
UUGGAAGUAUUCUAGUUAGUUGACCUUAGUCUUUCCCAAGAUCUCAAGGUAAGUCGGGUUGGGACUAUAAAUAAAUAAUUUCUGAUUGAAUGUUUGCUUUAGACAUAAGAAGAGUGAAUUUUAUAGAAACACAUGCAAUUUUAUCCAAAAGGGGCCAACAACCAUUUUGACAAAGACACCAAUGCGGUUCCACUGCCACCUUUCCUAAGGUUUCAAAAGAAACCAACAUCUGUGGUAAAUAUUCAGGUGGCCGAGUGCCUGCGGGAGGUAACUACAGUUGAUGUCUUGGUGCUCGGUUUCGCGAACCUGGUGGCAGAUGGAAUAUCAAUGGGAUUUGGAGAUUUCAUUUCGAGCGGGACUGAGAACGAUGUGGCUGCAAAGGAGAGGGCUGUCACCAAAUGGGAUGUCACUAAUCAUAUCACGCCUCAGCUGAUGGAGUUGCUCCAGAAGUAUCAAAUGCUCGGAAUGUCCACUGAAGAUGCUGCCACGGUGGUGAGAAUAUUUGCCAAGUACAAGGACAUACUGGUGGACGAGAAGAUGAUGGCGCAGAAGGGGAUCCUUCCUCCGGAAGAAGCCUACAAGCCUUGGAAAAAUGGGCUCGUGACAUUCGCUGCUUUCAUCUUCUUCGGGAGUGCACCCCUCCUCUCGUUCAUAAUCCUCAUCCCUUUUACAGACAGCGAGAUCAUCAAGUUCGUGGGAGCCUGUGUCCUCUCAGGGAUCUCCCUCGCCCUUCUCGGGAUCACUAAGGCAAAGAUUGUGGGACAGAGCUAUGUGGGCUCUGCAAUGGUGACUGUCUUAAAUGGCGCUAUAGCAGCCUCAGCUGCUUACGGGCUUGGGUGGACACUGAGGAAUGUAGCUGGCUAGAAAGAAUGAGGAGACAAGGAAGAGAGGGGGGGAGAGAGAGAGAGAGAGAGUGGUGUAAAAAUCUUUGUGUUUGUGUAUUGAGUUUUCCUUGUGUAGCAGA